Molecule: messenger RNA, 279 nt
Organism: Funneliformis mosseae
Lineage: Eukaryota; Fungi; Glomeromycota; Glomeromycetes; Glomerales; Glomeraceae
Source: the annotation of a GenBank genome assembly
AUGGUUAAUGAACUUAGCGAAGACGUGAUUAAUCAAAUAAAAGAUUUUGAUCGGUAUCAAUUAACCGCAGAACAAAAUUCAUUGAUUAAUAAAUUAAUACCUGAUGAAAAGUUGAGAGAACGAUACAUGUAUUAUGGAUUAUGUGAAAUAUGCGGUCAACCUUACACUAAUGGCCCUAGUUUUGAUAAUUGGAACGUCAAGAACAUCGAUGUCAAAGUGGAUGUCGUCUUAAAACAUUUAAAUAAUUCCCAAAAUAUCAGCGAGGAAUUUUUACAAGAG